This is a messenger RNA of Myiozetetes cayanensis, 882 nucleotides long. RefSeq names its product RAB7A interacting MON1-CCZ1 complex subunit 1 (gene RIMOC1). The record is from RefSeq and is a predicted model, not a curated record. Lineage: Eukaryota; Metazoa; Chordata; Aves; Passeriformes; Tyrannidae. Gene Ontology annotation, biological process: mitophagy. The transcript has 6 exons. The coding region runs from base 1 to 873 and encodes 290 amino acids.
AUGGCGGUGGCGGCGGUGCCCGCUCUGCGGCCCCGGCUGGCGGCGCUGGGCAGGCGGCUCAGGGCACCGCGGGGCGCGGCCGCGCACGAUACCUUCCUGGCAAAAGGCUCGGCUGCUCUGGACAAGCUGAAGGACCUCUGUAACGAAGGGAAAGAGCCUCCUUCUGCGCUUUUUCAGCUCUAUACUCAGGCUGUCCUAGACAUAACAUAUUUUGAGGAAAACCAGCUUGUGGAUGAAGAUUUUCCAGAAGAAACUUCCUUGCAAAAACUUAAAGAACUUAUUUGUAUUCUUUCAGAACCAGAAGAUCUAGUGAGGGAAUGCAACAUAGAUGAAGAACCUGUUAACAUCCUUGGUGCAGAAUUGUUAGAAUGUCUUUACUGGAGGAAAGGAGCCCUGCUUUACAUGUACUGUCACACUGCAAAAGAAAGGAGAGAAUGGCUACAAGGAAACAUUGGCACAUUUAAAAAGUUUCUUAAUGAUGGAGUUCAUUACUUGAUGAAGAUGCUUAGCUUUAGAUGCCCUCUUCAGCUAAAUGAAGAUGUCUUACUUCAAGAUAAGGACACAGCUAGAUUACUCAGCGAAGGUGUAUUUAGUGACACUCACUUACUGGCAAUGAUGUACUGUGGAGAAAUGUGCUACUGGGGACUGAAACACUGGGGAGAAGGGAAGCAGGAAAGCCCUGAGUCAAUAGAUCCCGUGUCUGACAGCAGCCUGGGCAGCGGAACACAGAGCAUGUGGCUGGACUUCCAAGAAACAGGGAAAAACAUGUUAACUAAGUAUGUGGCCGUGUGUGAGGGUCCUUUAAGAGGCCAAGGGUGGAACACAACGACGGCGAAACAAAUGCUGCGCGACUUCGUGAAAACCCACGGCUGAGACCCGCCG